GUAAAGUUUAUAAUAAUAAAAUAAUGGUAAGCUUUAAUAGAAGCUUAUAAAAAUGAACUCAAAUGAACUAAUCUGAAGUUAUUUAGUUUGCUCAAGCACCCUUCGGAAUUCGACCAUUGAAAAAGAUCCUCUUUGGAUUUUAUGGUUGUCUACUGUUUACCUCUAGGUUUGAAUCUUUGUUCUGUUGCCAUACUAGAAUGUGCUUUGUGAGUGUGACGGUCGUUGUCAAUUUUGAAGGUUUUUCUAUUGAUGGUAAGCAUUUGUAGAAACAUUAAUUAUAAUCAUGGCUGAGACACUUAAAAAUGGGUUUUCAGUUGUCACUCUCAAGAAAUUACUAUCACAAAACUCUGAAAAGUUCUCAGAAGACUUUGCAAGGUGUAUAAAAGACUCUUAUAAGAUGAAAAAAAUAGAAGAAAUCAUUACAUCUCGAUUAGAGCCAAAAGACUUGAUGGUUGUAUUAGCAUUGCUUACAAGAAUUCCUUGGUCAAUUUUUAAUUCUGCUAAAACCAACAUAUUAACUCUUCUUACUGCUGAUGAAUUCUAUGAUAGUUUAAUAAGAUACGUGUUGAACAAUAUUGAAAAUAAUUGUUAUAACAGUGAUGAAUAUAUGGCUCUAGUAAGGUUCUACGAAAUUCUUGUUACCUACUUACCCAUUUGUGAAGAUACAUAUGAAAAAUUUUUGACCUUAUUUGAAAUGACUUAUAAGUGCUUGGAAAAUUUUGUUUUAAAAUCACCCUGUGAAAAGCUGUUAUAUGAAAGAUUAGAGGAGUUAGUAAAAUUGUUAAUUUUUAAGGCAUACUACCGUGAAAGAAAUAAGUGGCAUUAUUCUUACAUGAAUAUAUACCCAAGUCCUGUUGAUUUCUUUGAAAACAGAAAUUUGAAGCCUAACAUUAUCCAAGGAUCUUAUGAUAGCACGGAUCAUUAUUUGGAUCUUCAUUUCAAAAUUCUAAAAGAAGAUUUUGUUUGUGCAGUUAGACAGGGAAUAGAGCAAUAUAGGUCAGAGAUAUUCGGAGGGAAAGUGAAGAGAAAUUCUUUACUACAUUUGUAUAAAAAUGUUUCUUCUAUUGGGAUAUCAAUAGACAAAUAUAAUCUGAAAUCAAAAAUUUACCAUCAUAUAAUUUUUUCCGAUGAAGAUAAAAUAGCACUGCAAGAAGAUAAUUUUCAAGUUACAAAAAAAUUUAUGACCGGUUCUUUGCUAUUUUUCACACGCAAUGAUUUCACAACAUUUGUUGUAGCGACAGUAGAAGAUAAUGGCGAAAGAAAUGAUUGUGUCAAUAAACAAUUCAAUGGCAUCAAGGUGUCUGUCAUAGGAAAUCCUUAUCAAUUGAAAAUUGGCAAGCAGUACAAUAUGAUUGAGCCUGUAACGUUCUUUGAACCCUAUUACCAAUCGUUAAAAACUCUCCAAACAAUGGAUCCCAUCUAUUUUCCUUUAAAGGACAACAUUGUUUUUGCCAAUAUGAAACCAAUAUCAUCCGGCAUCAAAUUUUCAAUUGCUGACAAAGACAAGCUGAAUCCAUCUCAAAUAGUUGCUCUAGAAGCUGCUCUUUCUCAAAAAUUCACUAUAAUCCAAGGCCCUCCUGGAACUGGGAAGUCUUACUUAGCUAGGUUAAUAAUCAACACGCUCAUAAAAAGCCGUGAUCCUGCUAAUUAUCCCAUCUUGGUUAUCUGUGUUAGAAAUAACGCAUUAGAUCUUGUCUUAGAGCCAUUGGUCAGUUCGAAUGUGAAAAUAGUUCGUUUAGGAAGCCAAAGCAAGAGUGAAAUAUUAACAGAAAUGACCCUGCAAAAACUAAGAAAAGAAUGGAUGGUGUCUUGUGGUUCCAAACAGUUACUUCUUUCUAAAAUCAACCAGUACAGAAAGAUUAUUCUAGAUCCGAAAAAUGUAAAUCGUCCUGAUUCUAUUGAAACUGCUGUGCAAGGUUAUUCAGCCGCUUCUGAUUCAUUAAAUAGUCUCCUGCAGUAUUAUGACGCCAGGCAGAUUUUGUCAAGCGGAGUGCAUGUAAUUGGAGCAACAACAGCAGGUGCAGCUAGAUACCGCAAGAUGCUGUCCUUCAUAAAACCGAGAGUUGUUAUAAUAGAAGAAGCUGCUGAAGUGAUGGAACCAUUAAUCAUAUCAUCAAUUCCAGAAAAAUGUGAUCAUGUUAUUCUAAUAGGCGAUCAUUUGCAGUUGCAACCUACCCCAGCGUGGCAUCCAUCAACGAGCAAAUACAAGAUGGAUGUCUCUCUAUUUGAAAGAAUGAUCAACAAUGGAAUGGAGUACUAUCAAUUGAAAGAGCAGCAUCGUAUGAGGCCUGAAAUAGCAUCGCUCAUAUCUCCUUUAGUUUAUCCAGAUUUAUUAAAUCAUCCAUCUGUUUGCAACUAUCCAGAUGUUCGAGGAAUGGCAAAAAAUUUAUUUUUUGUCGAUCAUAACAUCAGAGAAGAUAGAAUAGAGGACGAUAGUGAAAGUCAUUGGAAUUUUCAUGAAGCAGAUUUUCUCCUUUCUUUGGCUAAUUAUCUGGUUAAACAGGACUACGACCCUUCAGAAAUAACAAUCCUCGCUACCUAUGCAGCUCAGCAGACGUAUUUAAAGCAAGCCAGUGAAGAUCCCUUUUAUGCCGGAAUGAGAGGUGUACAAAUUCAAGUUGUCGACAAUUAUCAAGGAGAAGAAAACAACAUUAUUCUCUUGUCAUUGGUUAGGAGCAAGAGUCCAACGAUUGGCUUUGUUGCUAGAAUGAAUAGAAUAAAUGUUGCAAUAUCGAGAGCCAAACAUGGCCUUUAUAUUGUUGGAAAUAUGAAAACACUUCAAAGUUGCUGUGAUAGCUGGAAGAAAAUAAUAAAUAUCUUGAGGUCGAAAAAAUCAAUAGACAAUACUCUUCCAUUGCAAUGUGGGACGCAUAAGAAAAUAACAAAAGUUUCAAGACCUCAGCAAUUAUUUAACUGUAUAUAUGGAGGCUGUGAUUUGCCUUGUGGAUUCAAGUUAAAAUGUGGCCAUAUUUGCCCUUAUCCUUGCCACGGUUCAUCCAAAUUGCAUAAUGAACCAUGUCUUCAGCCAUGUUUAAGAUAUAAACAGUGUGGUCAUAAGUGUAAAGAUAAAUGUUUUGAAGAUUGUGAAUCAAAACCUUGUAGACACAAAGAAAGUUUCACCCUCAGCUGUGGCCAUAGUGCUGUUUUGGCUUGCUCUUUUGACUUCAGUAGUUACCUAUGUAUAGAGCCCUGCAACAAAUUGAUGUCCUGCGGAAGACACAGAUGUCAGAACCCAUGCUUCCAGGAGUGUGGCCCGUGGCCUUGUAUGGAGCUCAUCGAACACACGUUUCCUUGUGGUCAUUCUGAAUCAGUCGAGUGCUCUGUGAUCAGCUUUUACAAAUGCAUGAAGGAGUGUAUCAAAAUCUGUACUUAUUGUAGCAUUGAGGAGAUCACUGGUGAUACAAUUGGAGUUCCUGCGGAAUCCACAGGUGUAUAAAAUCCUGCAACGCAAAAUGUGGACUUUGCCAGGUUAUGGUACAGACUGUAUUGGAUUGUGGUCAUGUAGUUAAAUUACCAUGCUCUUAUGAAAAAAAUGAUGCGUCUACAUGGGGAAGCUAUGGCUUGUAUCGUUGUUUAGUGGAAGUUGAAGAAAUUUCUGAACAUUGCCAACAUUCAUAUUUUCAAAAAUGUCAUGAAAAGACUGAGGGUAUAAAGUUUAGAGGAAAAUGUGUUAUUGGAUGUUUUCAAAAUCGUGACACCCAUUGCAACAUUUUCUAAUUUUUAAUUUAUAUAGUUUAUAAUUGUGAUAAUCUAUAUUAAGUAUUAUUAUUUCUAAUGCCUUUAUCGAGAAGUGGCCUAUAAACUAUGGAGGAAGUUUAUUGCUCUGAAUGAAGAAACAUAAUUGUUUUCACUUUGAUUUGUACAGUAACUCCAUUUAAUAGGUUCAGAUUCCUACUGCAACAUUUGUUAAUUUUAUAUACCUAUAUUAUCUCAUUGUAAGGACUUUACUGUUUUUGAUUCUAAAGCCUCCAUAAAGAAAAAUGAUUUUAAGCCAUUUCUCAGCUGUUUUUUGUUGUGUUUUUUUCCAGUCUAUUAUGUUAUAAUUAUUGUUAUUAGUAAUGUUAAGACUAAAGAAGAAAACAGUUACCGUCCUUUUAGUUUAGUCCCAUUGAGCCAAAUCUGUGAUAAUUCUUAGUCACUGAAUUGUAAUAUUAGGGAACAUUUACUAUUGGUUCAUGAAUUUUGGUCCUCAUGUGCCAUUAGCAUUAUUUUGUGUAUUAGUGGACCUUUUUUAUUAUUGCAUAUGUUUAAUGCAAUUAAAUCUUUAUAUGGUUGUAAUAAUAGUUUGUAAAAGUGAUAUUCCAUAUAAUUUUGAUUUUGUUUAUGUAUGAAAAACAGUUAAAAUGAUUCAUAUUUUUUAAAAUUUGUACAUGAAAAUAGUAAGUAGUAGAUAUACAAGUUUAGUUCCUAAUACAAAAAGUGUUGAGUGAAUAAUGAGUAUUUACAAAACUCUUAUGUUAAAAGUGAUUAAUCAGAAGACUGAUUAUUACAUAAGAAUUUACUAAGUAUUAAAUAAAUUUUGUUAAAUCGAAUUACAAUUAAAUAAAAAUAAUUUGAAGUUGUUAGUGAUAUGGUCUAUAACAGGUUCAGUAUUUUAAGCACAAUUGAGUGACUUUGUUAGUAGUUAUAUAAAAAAAAUAAACUUGAAAUGUAUUUUAAAUAAAUUUUCCUAAUUCUUAAAUAUUAGAAGCUGCUUUUUUUUUUUAUUUUUUUUUUUUAUGAGUUUGGUGCUUAUGAUACUCUUCUUGUUUUUGGUUCAAAUUUUAAAAUUAAUGUUUUGUUAUACGUUGAUGUAAUCAAUCUGCUGUCAGUAUUAAAUAAAAUAUGCUGUUGUAAAUGGCAAAGGAAUCAUUUGAUCCAUUAUUUAGUGAAAUAAUAUUUAUUAUUGUGUUUAAAGGAUUACAAAAUGUGUUAUGCCUUAAUCGAUAAGUUUUGACAAGAUGUAUACUCUAUUAAAUAAUAAAGAUUACCUAUAUUUUUAUUGUCUUCAUGUUUUUUCAAUAACUUUAGCUAUACCAUUCAAAUACAAAAAGAAAGCUUAAUAAUGAUUUAUAUCUUCUGGUUAAACUUAACUUUUUCUCUUAUAUUUUAAAUAUUAAAACAUCCUUAUUAAAAUAAUACUCAAUUUUAGAUAUGCGGAAUAUCAAACAGUUCAGAAAAAUAACUGUAUAUGUAUAAAACUAAUAAUGUCUAUUGCUCUUGGUGUAAAAAUAAUUAUGCAUAUUUUAUCAUUUUUAUUUUCAUAAGAAUUAUUAAUCUGAUUGGGUAUAGGAGAAGGAACAUGAAAAUAACAAAUAUUGAAAUAGUACAACUUGGUGAAGGAUAAUUGUUGGAAAUAUUGUUGAUAAUUAGAAGUGUAGAUAGAUCCUUAGCAACUCGAUAUCAAACCAGAAAACAUUUUUGAGAUCUCAAAGAUAUUACUAACACACAGUAAAACUAUAGUCGUAGUGAUAAAAAAAAAUUGAGGAAGUUAAAAGAAGCCUAUAAAUAUAAGAAGUGGUUAGAAUUGAGACUGUGGUGGCCAAAAACUGCUCGCUUUAUUUAACAUUCUUGAGCCUAGCAGCACAGGUUGAAAUUCAUUUUAUAGCAGACCCUGUGAAUGAAUCUUGCUAGACCUUCUGGUUAGGUUGUACUUAUUGAAAAACAUACGAGCGUUCACUGUAAAAGUGGGUGAUUAGAAUGAUAGAAUGACUGUUCUGUUUUUGUUAAGAAAGUGUAUUAUCAGUAUAUGUACUUAAAUUAAAUAUAUACAUUAUACAUAUAUUUGUUAAUUAUUAUGAUAAAUUUUAUGGAUGCUGAGGGCUUAAAUGGUUCGUGGACUGUGAAUUAUUAAGGAUCUAAUAAAUGGCAUUGAUACAUUAAAUAUUAUGUUUAAUCCAAGAAUAAUUUUAUAAGUGAAUUAAAAUUAAAAUAAAUUAUUAUUAUUUCUUGAUACAGUCUUCUCUCUGUAUAUAAUGAUGCUUCAUUAUUUUGAUACUGAUAAGGUUACUUCACUUGAAGGUGGUUUUCCUCUAGGUCUAUGCUUCCCUGAUAACGAUGAACAAGCUCUCUCAAGAGCGUUCUGGAAUAGACUACCUGUCCUGGAGAGCUGAGUGGUGAUUGGGUUUUUCCCUCCACAGUACUUCCAACUCCAACGUAUUUUUUUAAUUUUGAUAUUUAUAUUAAAUAAAAUCAUAACAUUUUAUAUAUUUGUUAUGAUUUUUAUUUUAUCAAGUAUUCAUAUUCAUAAAUAUAUAUUGGAGUGAGAGAUAUACUGGCAAGGAGGAUCCAAUGCCCUUAAUCUCAUCCCAGUCUUCUGGCUGUUGGUCAGGAAGCACUGUCUGUUCCAGAGCCCUCUCGAGAAAACACGUUCACUGGAGUCAGGCGAGUGAGUAUAAACUUAUAUGCGAGUGUAAACUUAUAUCUGUUUUAUUUAAAUUCACUUGUCAUAAAACUUGUUUUUAGAUCCUUAAUAAUUAACAGUCCACUAACUAAGCCCUCAGCAUAUAAUAAAUUAUCAUAACAUACAGAAAAUUUUUUAUUUAUUUAUUUAUGUUCAUGCAAAUUUGAUAACAUGAAAUCACUUGUUGAGAAACUACCCACUGGUAGCACUCUAAAAACAAAAUGUAUUUACAAUAAGAGAUCUCGGGGCCAUCUUCUUUUCAGACGCCUCGGAGAGUUGUCAGGAAUUGAACAGGAAGCAAGGUUAGAGACGAGAGGAUUCGGAUGGUUCUGAAGUUUAUUAUGGAAGAAUUGGUAUCUGGAUUGGGCCAAAUCGGAAACAUAAGGAACAUUAAGGUCAUUAUGGAUUAUUUUAUUGAUGACAAAGUAAGGAGCAUUGAGGAUUUUCCGAAGGAUUUUGGAUUGUAAGGAUUGGAUACGAGAGGAAUUCGAUGGCUUAAUGGAGCCCCAAAGUUCAACUCCGCAAGUCCAAAUAGGUCUUAUUGUAGUCAUGUAUAUAAGUCUUUCGUAAUUAACUGGAAGCUUAGAGCGUUUGUCUAAUAAGUGUUGGAGUAGUUGGAAACGUCGAGCGGUUUCUUGUCGUUUCAGUCUGGUAUGAGGAUUCCAAGUUAGAAGUUUGUCCAAGGUAUUGGAUUUGUUCAACAGGGAUAAGUGGGGUAUUAUUAAAGGAUACAGUGGGACAUGAGGUCAUAGGUUUACGUCGAAGGGUAAAGUAUAGAAAUUUAAAUCAUUAUUUAUUUUUAAUAAUAUAAGAAAAUUUUGCU
Nezara viridula (southern green stink bug) is the source of this 7205-nucleotide messenger RNA. NCBI's taxonomy places the organism in Eukaryota, Metazoa, Arthropoda, Insecta, Hemiptera, Pentatomidae. The record is from the annotation of a GenBank genome assembly.